AUGUUGACCCUAUCGGAUCUUCUUACUUCCAAUGCACGCACUGAUGAAAUUCUUAGUGCGUUGACCGUAGAGCAGUUGGCGAUUGUCGAAAAGACAGUUCAGCGAGUAAAGAGAAAGAAAAUGAAAGAGCACAAAAAGGUAAAUGGAAAUAAUGGUGGUGGGGGAAGCAACAGAGUUUACAACAAUGUUGACGUGAUGAAUCCGACUGCAAAGAACAUGUUGAUGAAAGUUGGAAUGACGGGCAAUGAGAAUGGAAGAAGAGAACAGAUCACUGAUAAGAGAAACGAAAGAUGGAGGGAUAACAUGGUAAUAGAACCGGACCUUGUCGGCUCUGAUCGCCAUUCAUCCAUGAAUACUGCAAUUCAACACCAGUAUGAGGUUCCCCAUGCAGACCCACGUGUUCAUCAGCAUGCAUACUCGUCAAAACAAGAUCCCAAACUCGAAGAACAUGACGGAAUUCACUAUGUCGUAUUUACAUAUUCCGUCAAAGGACAAAACGAGAAUUACAAAGUAAGAGUAGAUAUAGACAAAGUACAAAUAAGCGAGAUAGACGAGGUAUUCAAGAGAGACAAUUGUUUAUAUCUAAGAGCCAACUGUAGAGAGGAUCAAUAUAAGGGGAAUAGGUGGAGUUACGAACGAGAGUGUAAUGAGUUGGGAUGGAAGUUGGCAUGGUUGAAUAAGAGUGUGAUUGACGGCAAGCGAGGUCUCCUUCAACGCGCAGUAGAUUCGUACCGUAAUCGUAACCCUACGAUGCGUUCGCGUCGUGUUGUGCGUAAUGAGAAACUUCUCAAUGGCACGUUACGAAAACGAACCACGCGAGACUCGCCACCGUCGGCGUCUUAUGAAUUGCUAUCAGUUUCCAACAGUCUUACCUCCCCUGUUGGAUCCUCGUCGAAUGCCUUUACGCACGAGCCGUCGUAUGAUCAAUCAUACGUUUCCCCGUCCAAGCGUCACAAGUCGUAUGCAAAAUCGUUCACGUUUGAGAGUGUUAGUGAUGGAACUGUUAGCAGAAUUAAGAUCCGUGCUGAUGUUGACAGUGUGGAUUCGAGGAAUCUUUCAGAACAGUUCAAGGAAGACAAUUGCGUUUAUCCAAGAGCGCUUGCUGGAAAGGAUGAGUAUCAAGGGAGUAGGUGGGAACUGGAGAAUUGGUGUAAUGAAAUUGGAUGGAAGUUGGCUUACUUGAAUCAAGCAAAAUUAUCUGGCAAGAAAAUUUUGCUUCAAAAGGCUCUUGAUGUCUAUCGAUCCAAGUUCGCCUCAGAAUAUCGUCCUCGCCGCGGAAGAUAUUCGCACACGCUAACAGCUCGAUUCUUUGAGAAUCAUCCGCGUGCAGAUGGAAUGGAUGAUAUUGGGGUGGAUGAAGAGAUGAGUGGGGCUGGGGUGAAUGAUGUGGAUGUGGUGAACAGUGUUGAGAAUGAACAGAACGUUGUUGAGACGCAUAGACAGGAAAUCGAAUUGGAUGGUGGUGGGAAUACGGACUAG
Messenger RNA from Paraglomus brasilianum, 1479 nucleotides. The record is from the annotation of a GenBank genome assembly. Lineage: Eukaryota; Fungi; Glomeromycota; Glomeromycetes; Paraglomerales; Paraglomeraceae.